AUUAAUGCAAAUUCAAAAUUUAAUGAAGCAAGGCAUAAUUUUUUUUUAAUUCAUGUUUUAGCACUGCAAAAAUUUUGAACCAAUUUCUGAUUUUUAAAAAGGAAAAUAAUGGGUGUCUUUGUUUUUAAUUGUUUCACCAUUAUUUAUAUUCUGUUUGAAUAUUGCUCUUGUGUGUAGUUGAAAUUUUGGUGCUCUAAGUUUAGACCACUAUAGACUCACUUUAACAAUAGCAUCCUGCUCAGCAUUAUAAUGGUUUGUCUAAGGAAUAAGUUGAGGUUUAAAAUUAUUAGUCAGACUCUUUUGGGAGUGUUUAUUUUUUUGUUUUAUUGCGAAUAUUUAGUUUUUUAUGUUGUCCAGAUGCAUUGUAGUUGGCCAAAACUUGACCCUAUUAAAAAAGAACCAUUUAUAGACAAUACCGAAGAUCCUGUUAAAAUUAUGGUCCUUGCUGAUACACAUUUACUUGGAAGUAAAAAUGGUCAUUGGUUCGACAAAUUAAGGCGAGAAUGGCAAAUGCACAGGGCUUUUCAAACGGCCAUCACAUUGCAUGCACCAGAAAUAGUUUUUUUUCUGGGAGAUUUGACAGAUGAGGGCUCCUUUUGUAGUGAUGAGGAAUUUAAUUAUUACGUUAAUAGGUUUUAUUCUCUGUUCAGUACCAGAGUACCAGAAACUAUACGGAUUUAUGUUCUAGUUGGCAAUCAUGAUAUAGGAUUUCAUUAUGCAGUUAAUCCUCAUUUAACUCAACGAUUUGUUGAUGGAUUCAAUUCUCCAUCAGUUCAGCUUUUAACAGUACGUGGGAACCAUUUUGUACUCAUAAACAGCAUUGCACUUGAAGGUGACGGAUGUUCUUUGUGUAAAUCAGCAGAGAGGCAAAUUGCUGAAAUAUCACAGUUACUUCGCUGUACUAGGAACAGUUCACUGUCGAAUUGUGAUCAAAAAAUGAAAUUAGCAACAUACAGCCGACCAAUUUUAAUGCAGCAUUAUCCAUUGUAUCGGGAAUCAGACAUCGAAUGUGACGAUUUUGACGCAGCCCCUUGGUCCAUAAAACAGGAACGGUUUAGAGAAAGAUGGGAGUGUUUAAGUCGGGACGCUACAUAUGAGCUGUUAACUCAAAUUAAGCCGCGACUGGUGUUAUCGGGCCACACACAUCAUGGGUGCACUAGAAAUUUAUCAGUUGGGAAGGGAGUAGAAAUAACAAUGCCCAGUUUCAGUUGGAGGAACAAGAAUAAUCCGAAUUAUGGCUUGGGAGUUUUUGCUGCAGACAAUUAUGCAUUUCUCAAAUGUGAUAUGCCACGUGAAGAUAGUGUUAUAAAUCUGUAUAUUUUAGGAGGAACACUCUUGUUGAUUUGGUUUACUUAUUUAUUGUAUCAGUCAUUUAGAGUUUGAAAAAUGUAAUGCGUGGUAAAGUUGUUCGAGGUAAAUAUUGGGUAUUAGUUAAUUUUUUAUGGUCCAUUGGAAAAAGUGUUGAGCUUUAAUACUUUGCCACAUGUUUAUUGCUCCAAAUAUUUAUCUUGACAUGACCUAAAACGUAAUUGACAGUAAUUGGGUCUAUUAUAGAAAAAACUUUAAUGGGGUAUGCGAUUUCAAGUGUAGAUACCGGUAACCAACAUGUUUCAAAGCAGACUUGAAGACAACUAAUUACGCGAGACUGUGAACUUUAAAGUACUUUAAAGUACAAGGUUGAAUAGCCUGUUCUGUCAAGUAUUUCUUGUGGUUUGUAUUGUUAUAUAAUUUUGUCUUGUUAUAUUUUUUAUUUGUGUAUUAUUAUGUACAUUAUGUACGAACUUAAGUAAAUAAACUUAGUUUACGAG
Messenger RNA from Cylas formicarius (sweet potato weevil), 1808 nucleotides. It is a transcript of the gene PGAP5, whose product is annotated as metallophosphoesterase 1. Gene Ontology annotation, biological process: GPI anchor biosynthetic process. Gene Ontology annotation, molecular function: hydrolase activity. NCBI's taxonomy places the organism in Eukaryota, Metazoa, Arthropoda, Insecta, Coleoptera, Brentidae. The record is from RefSeq and is a predicted model, not a curated record.